AUGUGGGAGGUGAUGGGGUGGAGAUGACCUGUGAUGGAUAGACAUCAUGUUAAAUGCUGAGAGUGGUAGACACCCUGGGUCAAACCGGAGAUUGUAUCGGCAUGUCUGAAAGAUAGUUUCCUUCAUGCAUUUUUAGUGUGGGCAGCAGUUGAUUGCCCAUUUUACCUCUAUAAGAAUGUUUCUGUUUCAUUUUUUUGUAUAUGUACUGUAUUUUCAUGAUAGUGUUAAAUAUUAUUUUCAGGAUCAACUUCCGACCUCUACUAAUGAUAUUUACCAGGCUGCAGCCAAACUGUGGGAGCCUUGGUUGAAGCCAGAAGCCCUUGUAACUCAAAGAGAAGGUAAGCUGCUUGUGGCUAGGACGUGAGAGAGAACUCAUUUUAGGCCUGCUGAUCAGGCCUCUUGGUACUUUGCAAUUAUUUUUUGCAUUGUUUUUAAUGUCCAUAAACAUUACAUAUUGAUCACCAUUGCAGAACUCACAAUAACUUGACCCAGCACACAAUAACCUUACCUUGAAUUUUUUGUCCUGCGGGUCUCAGUUGGUAGAGCAUGACACUUGCAACGCCAUGGUUGUGGGUUCAAUUCCCACGGGGAACCAGUAUGAAUGAAAAUGUAUGCACUCACUACUCUAAGUCACGCUGGAUAAGAGUGUCUGCUAAAUGACUAAAAUGUAAAAAUGUAAGUGUCCAUUUUGUGAAGGCGGAUUUUACUCUCAGUUGAUGCAGCCCAAGCUGCGACUGAUAAGCCUGAACACAAUCCUAUACUACAGUGCCUUGCAAAAGUAUUAAUCCUCCAUGGCGAUUUUCCUAUUUUGUUGCAAUACAACCUGUAAUUUAAAAUGCUUAACUGGCCUAUACACAAUACCCCAUAAUGUCAAAGUGGAAUCAUGUUUUUUUAUUUAUGUUUUACAAAUUAUUUAAAAAUGAAAAGCUGAAAAUGUCUUGAGUCAGUAAGUAUUCAAUCCAUUUGUUAUGGCAAGCCUAAAUACGUUCAGGAGUAAAAAUGUUCUUAACAAGUCACGUAAUAAGUUGAAUGGACUCACUUUGUGUGCAAUAAUAGUGUUCAAUAUGAUAUUUGAAUGACUACCUCAUCUCUGUACCCCACACAUACAAUUAUCUGCAAGGUCCCUCAGUCGAGCAUUGAAUUUCAAACACAGAUUCAUCCACAAAGACCAGGGUGGUUUUCCAAUGCCUCGCAAAGAAGGGCACCUAUUGGUAGAUGGGUAAAAAUUACAUUGAAUAUCCCUUUGGUCAUGGUGAAGUUAUUAAUGAAACUUUGGAUGGUGUAUCAAUACACCCAGUCACUACAAAGAUAUAGGCGUCCUUCCUAACUCAGUUGCUGGAGAGGAAGGAAACCGCUCAGGGAUUUCACCAUGAGGCCAAUGGUUACUUUUAAACAGAGUUUAAUGGCUCUGAUAGGAGAAAACUGCAGAUGGAUCAACAACAUUGUAGUUAGUCCACAAUACUCACCUAAUUGACAGAGUGAGAAGAAGGAUGCCUGUACAGAAUACAUUUUUUCCUAAACAUGCAUCCUGUCUGCAACAAGGCUAUAAAGUAAUACUGCAAAACAUAUGGCAAAGGAAUUAACUUCUGGUCCUGAAUACAAAGUCUUAUGUUUGGGGAAAAUCCAACACAACACAUCCCUGAGUACCACUCUCCAUAUUUUCAAGCAUUGUGCUGGCUGCAUUAUGUUAUGGGUAUGCUUGUAAUCAUUAAGGACUGUGGAGUUUUUCAGGAUAAAAAAAACAGGAAUGGAGCUAAGCACAGGCAAAAUCCGAGAGGAAAACUUGGUUCAGUCUGCUUUCCACCAGACACUGGGAGGUGAAUUCACCUUUCAGCAGGACAAUAACCUAAAACACAAGGCCAAAUCUACACUGGAGUUGCUUACCAAGAAGACAGGGAAUGUUCCUUAAUGGCCGAGUUACAGUUUUGACUUAAAUCUGCUUGAAAAUCUAUGGCAAGACCUGAAAAGGGUUUUCCAGCAAUGACCAACAACCAAUUUGACAGAGCUUGAAGAAUUUUGAAAAGAGUAAUGGACAAAUGUUGCAUAAUCCAGGUGUGGAAAGCUCUUAGAGACUUACCCAGAAAGACUCACUGCUGAAGGUGAUUCUAACAUGUAUUGACUCAGGGGGUUGAAUACUUAUCUAAUCAAGAUAUAUUAGUUUUAUUUUCAUUGAAGUUUUUUACAAAUGUUAAAAUUUUUCUUCCACUUUGACAUUUGAGUAUUUUGUGUAGAUCGUUGACAAAGAAUUACAAUUAAUCAAUUUUAAUCUCACUUUGUAAAACAACAAAAUGUGGAAAAACUCAAGGCAUGUGAAUACUUUCUGAAGGCACUGUAGCUACAUUACUUAGUAGAUGGAAUAUGUCUAGCCAGGUGAGGAUGGCUUCUGAAUAGUCCUGCAUGGAUUCUAAGCACCAGAAGACUGCUUAUACAGGAUAUAACAUGGAAGACUGACAUAUCUUUUUAAAGCAAGGUUUGACUCCAAACCAGUCCUAUGGUGCCUAAACAUGCUGUUUCUCCUGUCAUUGCUCAUGUUCCAGUGGGUUACUUGCCCUAUGCCAGGAAUACCACCGUCGUCAGAGAAGUCUACAAUGAGAGACUUGUGAAGACCUUUCGCAACUACAGUGACAUCAUCUCAGGGCAUUUCUAUGGCCACACUCACAGAGACAGCAUAAUGGUCUUGCACAAUCAGCAAGGUAAGUCACUGGAUAGUGUCAAGGCUCUGUGUUGGAUAAGUGACUGUCAUCAAGGGGUAACUAGUAUUGAUUAACUUAUAGUAUUGAUAGCAUUAAUAGUAUUCAAUAGAUAAUAUGCUGUAAACUUAAUCAUACCCUCUUUUGCCAAAGUGCAUUUUUGUCUGGUAAGUGACUGGGUCAGGAUGAGGUUUGAACAUUAUUUUUAUCUAUCAUCAAAUUAAUAAUAGUAAUAAUAAUAAUAAUAAUAUGCCAUUUAGCAGACGCUUUUAUCCAAAGCGACUUACAGUCAUGCGUGCAUAAUUUUUUUUGUGUAUGGGUGGUCCCGGGGAUCGAACCCACUACCUUGGCGUUACAAGCGCCGUGCUCUACCAGCUGAGCUACAGAGGACCACAUUGAAAUUAGGAACUAUCCUUCCUACAAACCAACGAGGCAUCAUAUGCUGAGUGACCUUUUGUACCUUUCCAACUAUAAUGACGCAUUUAGAACAUGUUCAACUACUCAGACAAUCCACAUCCACCAAUGUGACCCAUUAACCUCCUGUGGGUUCAGUGUUAUCAUGACUGUCAGUGUUGGCUAGAAUCCCCACAGCCACAAAAAUGCUUGUUUGUAUAAUUAGCUAGCUUAAUGCAAUGGAGGAGGAACUAAGGAAUUAAUGCCUUUAGCCAUGUAUUUAUUUAACCAAAUCAUCAUUUGUUUGCUUUGAAGGGGAGCCAAUUAAUAAUUCCCUGUUUGUCACACCGGCUGUUACUCCAAUCAAAAGUGCAGAAGAGCCGUACUCCAACAACCCAGCCUUCCGCAUGUCCCACUAUAACCCAUAGGACUACGGGCAGCUGGUAAGUGGGGAACUCAGUUAACUUGUAAACCACCAUUAUCCGGGGGUUUGGGACAAUCUACUUUCAUUUGAACAUGUUUGGAAAUAUCCAUUCAUUAUGUAUUAUCAUCCUCAUGUCUAACAUUAACCCUCUCAAGGUGAUGUAGUUAGGCUGAACUUAUUUAAUCAUUACCAUGCAGAGGUUGAUUUCAGUUCUGCAUUUUCACUUCCCCUCCUAUAAUUUUCAUAAGGUCAACACUGAUCUGUCCUUGUAUUGGUAUAUCAAAGUACAGUUUCUUCAGAGCAAUCCCAUUGGGAUUCUCGUUCAUACAGCAUAGAGCUCAGAGUAGCUUACAGGUGAUUUCAGCAUGCCCCAAAGACGGGAGCUCAAACAUGUAAGCGCCACAGUCAACAGUGGGGAGGGCACAGCCUUUGAAAAUCACCGUCAGUCUCUUUGUAACUCUACUUCCUGGGGUAAUCUGUUAAGAAAAGGCCUUGUGGAAAAUAAGAACGAAUCAGAAAACUCUUGACUAUACUUUUUCAAAUGAGGAGCAUUCAGUCUCAACAGCUUAACAAACCCCUAGACCAGGGUUCCCCAGCUGGUGGCCAUUUUGGGGGGAGGGAGGAGGGGAUUUUCAUUGUUGGACAUAAAAGACUGUAAAACCCCCAGGAAAUCAGCUCCAAAUGAUUAUACAUUUUGGAAAUCUAUUCCCUAUUAUUACCAUGCAUAAUAGAGAGAGAGACACGUGAUCGUAUACAAAUGUAAGCAAGGCUUGAAAUUAUUAUGUUUUAGUAAAAUAUUAUAUUGGUUUGGGCUUCUUGCAGUCAAUUUGCAGUCUACAAAUGAUUUGUAAUCAUGUUCUGGCUUCCCGACCAUCCGCUCAAGAAAAAAUCGUCCCGCGGCUGAAUCUAGUUGAUGAUCCCUGCCCUAGACCCACAGCAAUGCUGUUCCUUCAUGAUUAAUGGUACUGUCAUUCAUAACACAUCUACUUCUAAUCAAGGGACUCUCUCAGAGCGAUUUUUUUUUAUAUUGCUUUUCAUGGUUUUGAAAUAGUCUUUCUCUCUCUGAAGGAUAUUUGGCAGUACUACUUGAAUCUCACCGAAGCCAAAGAUCUGACUGGAAAAUUGAAUACGUAAUGACUGAACCGUUUGGAUGAAAGGAUACUCAACCACACAGCUUGUUUAAACUUGCCCUGAGUUUAGAGAUGCAGCAAAGCGAAGUGGUUCAGAAGUAUUUUUGCGAUUUUAUGGUGAGCUAUGAUGAUACCAUUGUGGGUGAUGGGGCCUGCAAGCUGACUCAGGUCUGUGAGGUGCAGUCCUUGGACCAUACCUCCUAUUUCAAAUGUAUUGAAAAUGGACACUAA
Messenger RNA from Coregonus sp. 'balchen', 4868 nucleotides. Lineage: Eukaryota; Metazoa; Chordata; Actinopteri; Salmoniformes; Salmonidae. The record is from the annotation of a GenBank genome assembly.